GCUACUCUUCUGUGCUAUUUCCAAAAUUGUAGAAUAUCAACAAAAAGUUGAAUAUCCAUUUAUUAAUAUCAUCAAAUAAUUUAAAUCACAUACAAAAUGUUAUCGAGAACCUUAAAGCAAAUUAACAAAUUGUCCUUUAAAAGUGCAAGAAACAAGACAAUGUUCCAAUCCUAUCAGAAACAACAAGGCUUGUUGUUUGCCUCAUAUCACAAUUCUGCAAUGAAUGAACCAAUUACAUUCUAUAACUUUGUAACAAAGGAUAUUAACAAUAAUAGAAUUGAUUUACAUCAAAUGAAGGGAAAAGUUUGUUUGGUUGCCUUUAUGAAUACUGAAAAUGAGCAUUGUAAAGAAUAUUUAAAGCAAUUGAGUUCAUUCAAAUUGAAAUUGAAUGGAAAACCUUUCGAAUUGAUUGUUAUUCCAAAUCAUGAUUUGUAUUCGAAACGUACUUUACAAUUAUUGAAUGCUUCCACUAACUCAACUCAAGAUAGAUCAGUGACAGGUUCUUUCUUUAAUAACGAUUUGACAAUUCUCAAAUCAACAGAAUCACCAAGUGGUCCAGUUGCAGCUUGUGAUUAUUUAACUAAAUAUGGUUCGUUCAAGACUAUAGUUGAAGAUUUUGAAAAGUUUGUCAUUGAUAGUGAAGGAAAGGUUUCGUACAGAUCUGGAAGUGAUACAGUUUUAGAAGAAGUAAUGGAAGCCAUUGAAGGAGAACUUGCCAAACUUCAUUAAUUUAUUUCAUUCUUUCAAAAACUAAUUGUAAACUAUUCCUGACUGUUGUAAACUAUUCACUGUAAAUAAACUAUUAUCCACUUCUUGGUGU
Molecule: messenger RNA, 820 nt
Organism: Naegleria gruberi
Lineage: Eukaryota; Heterolobosea; Eutetramitea; Acrasida; Naegleriidae
Product: BtuE domain-containing protein
Exons: 1
Coding region: 97-729 (210 amino acids)
Biological process (GO): response to oxidative stress
Molecular function (GO): glutathione peroxidase activity
Source: RefSeq, a predicted model, not a curated record